This is a messenger RNA of Mesorhabditis belari, 5409 nucleotides long. Lineage: Eukaryota; Metazoa; Nematoda; Chromadorea; Rhabditida; Rhabditidae. The record is from the annotation of a GenBank genome assembly.
AUGAGUGGAGAUCCGCCUCCUUUCAUUUCAUGGUCAAAGAAUGGGAUUGCAAUGACAGAUAGUGUAAAUGCUUCAAUUGUUCUUCCUAAAGUCGACACCGAUGAUAGUGGAGUCUAUGAAUGUGUUGGGAAGAAUCGAGUGGGAGAAGUGCGACGGAGUAUCACUCUUGAGCUCGCAUGUGUGCUCAAUUUUGUUAUUUUGUGGAGAAGACAGAAAGCUCGAGCUCGAAAUCAAGAAAAUGCUUUCCGAGUCGCUGUUAAGGAACCAUUUCACGCGGCCUCAAUCCGACAACACAUCAUCAACAUUCAAAUGUUGGCCGACGAGCUGAAGUUGAUGUCCUUAAUUCCACCGCAUCCGAAUGUGCUCACUCUGAUUGGAGCAGUCACCGAUCAUCUGACUAGUGGUCGUCUCUGUGUUGUCACGGAGCUAUGCGCCAAUGGGAGUCUCGAGAAAUUUCUGAAAAACCUCACACGCAACACAUUUUGUAAUGAAUUGAGAAAGGCUCAAAACAGUGAAUACAUGAAGCCGGAUCGCAAAAAUAGAGGAAACACAGUUGAAUUGUCAAUAAUUAGGAAAAUGUCUGUGGAUGUAGUUACUGACAGCUAUAUUCCGUGGACUCAAGUUGAAAGUCAAGACGAAAAGCAUGAUGGACACGAGAAGACACCAAUUGUUCAGACAUUUCUAUGCUCGACAUCCGACCUUUUAUCGUUUGCGAUGCAAAUCGCUAGCGGAAUGGAGUUUUUGAGUGAAAUCCCGUGCAUUCAUCGAGAUCUGGCCGCAAGAAAUAUAGUAAUCACCGAGAAAAACAUUUGUCGAAUCGCUGAUUUUGGAUUGGCAAGACGUGCUAACAAAUCUUAUUAUCGAAAAGACUUCGGGAAGCAUCAAAAUGAUCUUUUACCUUUGCAGUGGAUGAGUCCGGAAUCGAUUGAAAGCGGAUAUUACACACAAGCGUCUGAUGUUUGGUCGUACGGAAUCCUUUUGUACGAACUAUUCACCCUUGGCGAUCGUCCAUAUCCGGGAAUUCCGCUCGAGGAAAUUUAUCCGCGAGUUCGAAAUGGUGAACGAAAUAAGAAGCCCGAGUUUGUACAUGAUGAUCUGUACAACUUUAUGCUGAAAUGCUGGAAUUCAAAGACAAAAGAGAGACCGUUGUUCAAGGAUUGUGUUCAAAAAAUGCGAGAACAUCUCGAGAUGGUGUUGCCGGGGAAAGCCGAAGAAAUUGAGGGAAAGCUAGCGAGUGAAGUUGAUCGACUCAACUCUUAUUCUGAGUGGAGAAAUGGAAAUCCAGGAAAUGCAAAUGUCGAUGUCCAGCUGGUGAAAGGCCCAGAAAGUGCAGUGAAAGAUCUACGAGGAGAAAGAAAUGCUAAACAAAUGCCUAUGGGAAGUGUUUUCUAUUCUUUCGUCUCUCCCCGCCAUCAAUCUUCUUAUUAUAGUGUUAAGCCCACGGUCAAAUUCGGUGAUGGAAGUGUUAUGUUGUGGGGCUCGAUGAAUCGAAGUGUAUCGGGACCGCUAGUGUUUAUCAAUGGAAAUCUCGACGCUCAAAGGAUAAUCUAUCAUAUGAUCAUAGUGUCAGCUGGGCAGAAUUUGAGUCUUCGAUGCCAGAACACAACUGGUAAUAAACUUCGAUGGAUUGUGCCAAUUGAAUCGAAUCUCGAUUUGGAAGGGUUUAGUGAAGAGGAUUUCCGAAAGAGAGUUACUGUCGAAAAAGAGGAUGAACGGACUCAAUUGUUUCACAUUCGAUCCCUGAAACAGAGUGAUACCGGGACAUACUCGUGUUUAGACGACGAAAACGACAGUGAUAAUCUCUAUGUUUUUGUGGAAGGUUUAUAUGAAUUUCUAAAGCCCAAAACCUAUACACUCGAUGUCACCUCAUCAAAAUUUCUUCUUCCGUGUCGAUACGCGCAAAUCAUACGCGAUACGCGCAGUUCUUGGUCCUCUUGGACAGUUUGGCCCUCUUUGUUUGUGGACGGAGAGGAAUGGCUGAAAGAUAGUAAAGAGCGAGAUGCUGUGACCUUUGACUCACGAUACGGUUUCGAAAUAGAUUUGGUGAAACUGAACAGGAGUUUACCGAUGGGUAGUGGCCGUUUCCGCUGUGUGGCUUCCAAGGGCGAUGAAGUCGAGUGGUUCGUGCGGUUUGCUUCAAUGCCCGUGAACUCUGUGUCAAUGACGACCCCAGACUGGUUUUCUCCCAGACGAGGGCUUAACAAACAAAAUGUCACUGCUGUUCAAUGUGAUCUUCGAUUGGACAAUACUACGAGCCAAUUUGAAAACCAAUUACAAAUGCAGUGUCCUCGAUGCAGGCAAAAAGAUGGACCAAAGAUUCAAAAAGGUGUGCAAAUUCAUGGGAAUUCGACGCUCUUCUCAUUAAGUGUCAUAUUUGAGGAGGUUAAACGCGACGAUUCUGGUCUAUACACAUGUUCUUGGCCUCAAAAAGUGGUCAACAAAUGGGAUGCAAAGACUCAGCAAACGUUUCCAUUCCGAAUCUUUUCCCCAUUAUACAGAAUGCACUUUGCCCCACACGCCGAAGUGUUGACUGUUUUUCAAGGAGAGCCCAUCAGAAUAAAAGCAACGAUUCUCCCGAUAGCAGUCGACUUUGUAAACUACACCUGUACAUGGCAUUACGAAAGAUAUGUCGUUGUUGGAAGACAAAAAGUUUCCUCUUCGUACGAAAUAAAAAGGAUGGCCUGUGGCGAGAGACCAUAUCUGAAGGUCGAUGAAAAUGGAGUGGAAAGUUACACCGAAGAGCUCUUCAUACCGAGUCACAAACUAGCUCCUGGUGAAACCUAUCGAAUCAGAUUUUAUGUGAUAGAAGAGCACCUUCAAAUGAUCGAGUGGAAAGUCAAAGUCGACACUCCAGUGAAAGAUUUUACUUUCAACGUGCAAUCCUCCGCUCAUUUCGUUCAAUUCGAUAAAGUAUAUCACGUGAUUGGCGCAAAGAUUCAGCUUGGCUGUCAUGCGAGGGGUGACGUUGACGAGUACAAAAAACUUCGCUUAUUUUAUCAACGAUCGAAUAAAAUCGUCCCAGCAGCAAGUGUGACCGGAGCGGAUGACGUUUUUUGGAACACGACCGUUCACGAGGAUCUCUUUGUUGUUUGCAAAAGGCGUAUCUUCCAACAAGGUUCAUUUCAUCUCCGAGUCGCCGGUCAACGUCCAGCAGUUUGGAUGAAAAGGGAUCCAGAAAUUAGCGGCGAGGAUCCAAACAGAAUUUAUCGGGGCGAUGAUAUCACACUAUUUUGCCGAGUUCACAUGUUGGCUGACAUCUUAAUGUUUUGGGUUCACAACAAGACAGUGCUAGAUGAAAGCAGCAUUAUGCAAAGCUUUGACGGCGAUUCAGUGCUCUUAAAAAUGACAAUCAAGAAUAUUUCGACAAAUAACUCUGACUGCAAAAUGACUGGAGAUCCGACUCCGUUCUAUUCAUGGUCAAAAAAUGGGAUUGCAAUGAGGGAUAAUGAAAGUCUUCUUGUAAAUACUUCAAUUGUUCUUACUAAAGUCGACGCCGAUGAUAGUGGAGUCUAUGAAUGUGUUGGGAAGAAUCGAGUGGGAGAAGUGCGACGGAGCAUCACUCUUGAGGUCAAAGACGAUAAAAGAAGACGUCUAAUGCUUGCAUUCGUGGCUCUCUCCAUCGUCUUUCUCAUCUUGCUCGCAUGUGUGCUCCAUUUUGUUAUUUUGUGGAGAAGACAGAAAGCUCGAGCUCGAAAUCAAGAAAAUGCUUUCCGAGUCGCUGUUAAGGAACCAUUUCACGCAGCCUCAAUCCGACAACACAUCAUCAACAUUCAAAUGUUGGCCGACGAGCUGAAGUUGAUGUCCUUAAUUCCACCGCAUCCGAAUGUGCUCACUCUGAUUGGAGCUGUCACCGAUCAUCUGACUAGUGAUCGUCUCUGUGUUGUCACGGAGCUAUGCGCCAAUGGGAGUCUCGAGAAAUUUCUGAAAAACCUCACACGCAACACAUUUUGUAAUGAAUUGAGAAAGGCUCAAAACAGUGAAUACUUGAAACCGGAUCGCAUAAAUAGAGGAAACACAGUUGAAUUGUCAGUAAUUAGAAAAAUGUCUGUGGAUGUAGUUACUGACAGCUACAUUCCGUGGACUCAAGUUGAAAGUCAAGACGAAAAGCAUGAUGGACACGAGAAGACACCAAUUGUUCAGACAUUUCUAUGCUCGACAUCCGAUCUUUUAUCCUUUGCGAUGCAAAUCGCUAACGGAAUGGAGUUUUUGAGUGAAAUCCCGUGCAUUCAUCGAGAUCUGGCCGCGAGAAAUAUAUUAAUCACAGAGAAAAACAUUUGUCGAAUCGCUGAUUUUGGAUUGGCAAGAUCUAACAAAUCUUAUUAUCGAAAAGACUUCGAGAAGCAUAAAAAUGAUCCUUUACCUUUGCAGUGGAUGAGUCCGGAAUCGAUUGAAAGCGGGUAUUACACACAAGCGUCUGAUGUUUGGUCGUACGGAAUCCUUUUGUACGAACUAUUCACCCUUGGCGAUCGUCCAUAUCCGGGAAUUCCGCUCGAGGAAAUUUAUCCGCGAGUUCGAAAUGGAGUACGAAAUGAGAAGCCCAAGUUUGCACAUGAUGAUCUGUACAACUUUAUGUUGAAAUGCUGGAAUUCAAAGACAAAAGAGAGACCGUUGUUCAAGGAUUGUGUUCAAAAAAUGCGAGAACAUCUCGAGAUGGUGUUGCCGGGAAAAGCCGAAGAAAUUGAGGGAAAGUUGGCGAGUGAAGUUGAUCGACUCAACUCGUAUUCUGAGUGGAGAAAUGGAAAUACAGAAAAUGCAAAUGUCGAUGUCCAGCUGGUGAAAGGCCCAGAAAGUGCAGUCAAAGAUCUACGAGGAGUAAGAAAUGCUAAACAAAUGCCUAUGAGAAGUGUUCUCUAUUCUUUCGCCUCUCUCCGCCAUCAAUCUUCUUAUUAUAGUGUUAAGCCUCUCGGAAAGGUUCAUAAAUUCGCGUUUGAAAGUUGCCACCCAGGAGCCGCCAAGACCUUUGUCCAUGACUACAGGUGCGGCGAACACGAUGAGCACAGUCACAUCUCACAUCUCCGUUCAGCUUCUCUCCUUCGAUUGAAAACGUCGGCCAAUUUGAAAAGGAAACAUUUGUGGACAUCGACCACAAAACGAAUCGUCAUCACUCAAAUUGUUAUUCUUUUGCCAAAGUACAUCUACGUGAGCUUCACGGUGUACUGGAAUUUGAUGAACCUCGUCCCAACCCUGAAUCUUCGGCCUCUCAACAUGAGCCUUUAUUUUCUUGGAGUCUUGGCCACAAUCGCCAUUCUCAUUUGUUUUCCGAUGACACUUCAAGCAAUGAUGGGACUCUUUUGGUGUAGCCGUUUACCAAACGAGAGAUCUGUGGCAUCUUGGGAAUCGGCGAGAAACGAGCGGCCAAGAUCGGUGGCCUCGUUGCGUGGCGCACAAAUGCUCAUUUCUCAUGUAACU